Molecule: messenger RNA, 3445 nt
Organism: Laetiporus sulphureus 93-53
Lineage: Eukaryota; Fungi; Basidiomycota; Agaricomycetes; Polyporales; Laetiporaceae
Product: CBF-domain-containing protein
Exons: 10
Coding region: 89-3445 (1118 amino acids)
Cellular component (GO): nucleus
Source: RefSeq, a predicted model, not a curated record
CUUUGCUGGCCUUUGUUGUGCGCAACAGAAAAUACAAGCAGAUGGCAAGGCAAAGCAGAGACUGACAAGCUGCGGAAAGAAUAUUUUGAUGCAAAUCGGCGCGCGCAACCCAUUUUUGGCAAUCUCAUCUUCGCCGCAACUGCUUCCCGCAUAUUUCUCUGCCAGUCCCAGUUCUGAGCCCGCAGGCUCUGCAGACGUGCGGAAGAGCUCAGGUAUGGCUCGUUUACGCGAAGGCAAGUCCACUACCAAGCCCCGAACGCAGAGUGAUGGGAAGAACAAAGCGAAGGGAAAGGCGAAGAUCAAUAAAGGCAAUGAACCGUCCGAGCUCGUAACAGAUGCACAACCUGAAGACCCAACGCUACUGAAAGAUGUUUCCUCAUUUCUCUCAGAUCUCACACUGGGCCGGCAACCUGAACGAUCAUCUCCCGUCGCCAAAAAAGCUGCCAAGCAAAAGCACGACAGCGAGAGACAGAAAAGGGAUUCCAAAACGAGCCCCCAAACCCGGAGGAGGCCGCAGGCUGUAGAAGCCGCGUCCUCUAACUCCUCUCCCGAAAAAUUGCAGACCAAUGCAGCAUCCUCCGCAUCUCUCACUUCAGGUUCUGUACCUUCACAUAAACGGCAUAAAUUCAUUGUCGAGCCAAAUUCGCGUUGGUACGCUACUGCAUCAGCACUUGUCUCUCCCUCUUCUCCUUCCCCUGCUCCGACACCGUCACAGCUCUCGGAACUCUCUUCACGCGCGGCUCGUCUCCUUGCGCAAGACGCAGAAGCGUAUCAUGCAUCCAAUGCUGGCGUCGGUUCGAGCGGAGACGCCAAAUUUUUGGAGACGGUGCUCAAGGGCGGAACAUUGAGUGAUCGGCUGAGCGCGCUCACGUUGCUGGUGCAAGGGAGCCCGGUGCACAAUGCACGCCCACUGGAAACACUACGGGGCAUGAUGGAGAGGAAGGGAGGUGGAGGACGGGAGGAGGGCUUGCGUGCGGCGAGGUGCGUUGUUGAUUGGUGGGUUGGAGGAGGAGGGCCGGGCAGGAAGUUGAGAUAUUUUCGCGAUCAACCACUGCUUAAUCCUGGCGUGACGGAUGUGCACCUCGCGUUAUGGUAUUUUGAGGACUGGCUGAAGAAGUACUUCUUCAGUGUGCUCCAGGUCUUGGAAGUAUUCACCCUUGAUCCGCUACCCUAUGUUCGCACGCAAUCCCUUGCAUUCAUUACUACUCUCCUUCGCGAACAACCUGAGCAAGAACAGAACCUUCUCCGACUUCUCGUGAACAAGUUGGGCGAUACCGAGAAGGCAGUAUGUUCGCGCGCAUCGUAUCACCUGUUGCAGGUGCUUCAGGCACAUCCGGAAAUGAAGGCGGUGAUAGUGCGCGAAGUGAAGGCGCUCGCCUUCCGGCCUGCGUCCUCCGCAGCUUCCUCAACUGUGCACGCGGGAAAAGCCACCGAGAAGAAACAGGGAACGCAUAUCAAAUUCACGGACGAGCCCAGCGUCGAAGGCAAGGCAAAGAACAAGGAUCAGACGCAGCGCGGCCAAGGCCGAGGGAAAGCCCUGGAGCGAUGGAAUUCGCAUGCUUGGUAUCACAUAUCUGUGACGCUAAACCAGAUUGUGCUCACUCCAAGCGAUGCGAACCAGGCGGUGGCGCGGAUGCUGAUCGCGAUGUAUUUCGAAAUGUUCGAAGAGGUUUUAGGCGCCGAGAGGAAGAACGGAACGGGAGAAGAGAAGAAUGCAGGCGAUGUGGACAGCAAAGGCGAAGGACAGGAUGAGGAGGGAAGCAAGAGGAAGGACAAAGGCAAAAAGGCACGGCAGAAGGAGGUGAAGGGUGCUGCUGGAUUUGCAGAGGUAGAGGAUGCAACUUCGAGGUUGGUGAGCGCAAUCUUGACAGGCGUGAACCGAGCGUUGCCGUUCGCAAAGGAGGACGCGGCCAGCGAUGAUAUUUUCAAGGCUCACAUCGACACCCUCUUCCUCAUCACACAUACCUCCACGUUCAACAUCUCGCUCCAAGCACUCACGCUCAUCUUCCAUAUCACGUCCUCACUUGCUUCGCAUUCGUCAUCGACAAACUCGUCGGCGGCAGCGUUUGCUAACUCACUCACCGAUCGCUUCUACCGUACUCUCUAUACCUCGCUUACCGACGUUCGCUUGGGCGAGUCGAACAAGCAGGCAAUGUACCUAAACCUGCUGUUCAAGGCAUUGAAGGCGGAUAAAAAUAUUGAGCGCGUCAAGGCGUUCGUCCGCAGAUUUGUGCAGGUCCUCACUGUAGGUACCGGGGGUGGAGGUAGUGCGGAAUUUGUCACCGGAGGAUCGUAUCUGCUCGGCGAGCUGUUCCAAACCGUGUCGUCCUUGAGAGGCCUCUUGAACGGGGAGAGGAGAAGCAAGGUUAGUGAGGCAGAGACGUAUGACCCGCGGAAGCGCGAUCCUCAAUUCGCGCAUGCAUCUGCAACUCCGAUGUACGAGCUGCUUCCACUGUUGCAUCACUACCAUCCCGCAGUCUCCCUGCAUGCGCGACAGCUUCUAACGUCUUCUCCCAUCACCGCCUCGCCAGACCUGGCGCUCAACACGCUAUCGCACUUCCUCGACCGCUUUGUCUACAAAAAUCCAAAGAAGCCAAAAGCGAAGGGCGCAAGUGCGAUGCAACCUGCUUUCUCUGCGAACGAUCGUUCUGGGAGUGUGAAGAUGACGAAAGGGGAGGUCGCGGAUGAGGGGGGAUUGAUGGUCAAUGAGGAGAGCUGGUGGAACCGGAGAGUGGAGGACGUGCCGGUGGAUCAGGUAUUCUUCCAUAAAUAUUUCACGAGGAAGAAGGAAAGAACAGACGAGAAGGCUGCAAAGGUGGGGAAGCGCAAGGGUCGUGGAGACGCCUCGGAUUCAGAAGGGUCCACUUCGAAUAAUGAAGAGCCGGAGGCUGCUUCAGGUGACGAGGCUGGUCCUGCUGACCAUGAUGAGGAGGAGGAAGGUGAAGACAGCGACGAAGAGGAGACGGAGAUUUGGAAGGCCAUGAAAGCGACCAUGCCUGCAGAGCUGGAUGAUGAUGGUUUGAUGGAGGGCAGUGAGGAUGAGGAUGAAGACGAAGUACCCUUGGACCUAGAAUCUGGCGGCAAUGACGACGAUGAGGACGAUCAAGUUGAGCAGUCAGAAAAGGAAGCAGGCAAGGAUGAAGCUCACAGCGAGGCGGACGAUUUCUCGUUAGCGGAGGCCUCUGAUGCUGAAGACCUGCUCCCGCUUGACACAGAGAUCCCGAUGGGUCUGGUCGAGUAUGACGGUUCUGAUGCGGAAGGCUCUGAUCAAGAGGAGGUAUGGGGUGGCAUUGGUGAGGACGGCUCGAAAGCAAAGAAGCGGAAACGCGGUGAAGAGAAAGGCAGUGCAAGGAGCAGGAAGAAGAAGCUGAAGAGCCUCCCGACCUUCGCAAGCUAUGAUGACUACGCCCGAAUGAUCGAGGAUGGGCCAGAAGACAAUGUUUGA